Musa acuminata AAA Group (dessert banana) is the source of this 3980-nucleotide messenger RNA. RefSeq lists its product as uncharacterized. Bases 92 to 1237 code for a protein of 381 amino acids. NCBI's taxonomy places the organism in Eukaryota, Viridiplantae, Streptophyta, Magnoliopsida, Zingiberales, Musaceae. The transcript has 8 exons. Gene Ontology annotation, cellular component: chloroplast. The record is from RefSeq and is a predicted model, not a curated record.
AGCAGUGAGGACGGCGUGAGGCAUCGUGUCGCCUCCGCUGCUUCUAUUUCUCCGUGCCACCGUUCCUACUUUCAACGCCCCGACUGCGAGCAUGGCGACCUCCGCUGCGCUCUUCAUCCCCUCCUCCCCCGCGAGCUUCUCCCGAGCCGCCUCGAUCUCUCGCUUACGCCUCCUUUCUCCUCCUUUUCUUCUUCCGAUGGCGAGGCCGCUUCGGUUCAGACGCGUCUCUUCAUCUCUCGCUCCUUCUUCCGCCCCUUCUCCUGUCCUCGAUAAUUCUCCGUCCCCAUCUAAGACUGGCAAGUGGCAGUGGAAUUUUGACGGCAAUUCUGUGAACGUCUACUAUGAGGAGCAUGAGGGGAAGAGUGCUGCAAAUGCCACGCAGAUCCUCAUGAUCCCCACUAUCUCGGACGUUAGCACUGUUGAGGAAUGGAGGACAGUGGCGAAGGAUAUUGUUGCGCGAGAAGGAGAUGUGCGAUGCCGUGCUACUAUCGUUGAUUGGCCUGGUCUGGGAUUUUCUGAUAGGCCAUCACUGGAGUACAAUGCUGAUGUCAUGGAGAACUUUCUUGUCCAGUUUAUCAAUGCAUCAGAUGGUCCUCUGGCAAAUUCAGAAGGCGAGUUGGUUAUUUUUGGGGGAGGACAUGCAGCAACUAUUGCAGUUCGUGCAGCUGGAAAGCGUUCAAUUAGUCCUGCAUCCAUAGCAGCUGUUGCACCUACUUGGGCUGGUCCUCUUCCUAUAGUCUUCGGUCGAAGUUCAGACAUGGAGUCAAGGUAUGGACUCCUGAGGGGCACUCUGAGGGCGCCAGCAGUGGGUUGGAUGAUGUACAAUGUGCUGGUGAGCAAUGAGAAGUCCAUUGAAUCCCAGUACAGGUCCCAUGUCUAUGCAGACCCAGAGAAUGUCACACCAAGCAUUGUGGAGAGCAGAUAUAACUUGACAAAACAGAAGGGUGCUCGAUAUGUUCCUGCUGCUUUUCUGACAGGCGAGCUUGAUCCCGUUAAGUCUCGUGAGGAGUUUCUCCAACUAUUUGGAGAACUGGAAGGGAAGAUGCCAAUAUUGGUCAUAUCAACAGCCGGUGCCCCCAAGAGGUCAAAAGCCGAGAUGGAUGCUCUAAAAGAAGCCAAAGGUGUCACUAAAUUUGUGGAGGUUCCAGGGGCUCUUCUUCCACAAGAGGAGUAUCCCUUAACAGUUGCAGAAGAGCUGUACAAAUUCUUGCAGGAGCAUUGUGGUUCAAAGAGCUAAAGUAAGAAGGUCAUCAACCUGAUCCUUCCUUUUUCCGGAUCUCCUAGCAAGCUGUGGAGUUCAAAUCAGUCAUGUUUCAUGGCAAUUCUGGAAUUCUGUAUGAUUUCUAUCAUUCCAUUGAUAUAGUGUUAUAUUAUCCUCUGUAGUAUCAAUAAUGUUAUACUGCCCAUUGGGUGUCAAUCAUAUAUGCUCCCUUCAAUCAGAACUAGAUAUUUCCAGAUAGAAAACUUCAAUUACUAAGUUGACAUGUAUUUUUCGAGUGACAAAUAGUAAGACCUGUGUCAUUGUUUAAGAUAUUUUCAGUGACACAAUUAAUUUGUCCCAAAAAUUUUCGUGUCAUCUUGCUAGUAUCAAUUUCUAGUUGUAAAUUGCAAGUGAAUAAGUAGUCACAACAUCAUUAUAUUGUCUUAUUACGCAUUUUAUGAUACAAUCUGAAUAAAUCAGCCAUGAAUAUAAUUUGUCGCAUGAUUUAAUGACAUAUUUUUUUUGUUACUGAAAUUUUUACUGAUGGAUCAUUUAAUCACUGGAUCUUUUAGUGAUAAAUAUUUGUAUUUUUUCAAAUAUGCAAAAAAGAAGAAGAUAUUUUUAAUUUUUUUUUGUUUUCAUGGAAAAUCUCUGAUUUUUUACGUUGAAGUGGACGGUUGCGAUCAACUGUCAUUAUACUUUCUUUCUCUCUUUCCCGUCCAUCGCGCGGCGAUUAAAUCCUAAAACCCUCCCGACCUCGUCCUUCGCCGUAAUCACGUCUCCCCGAACCCUACUCCACGCGAUCGACGUCUUCGCCUCGAUCGCCCCCCUUUCUUACCCUUGAGACGAAUUGGGAGCUCCGCUCGCCUUCGAUGGAGAUCAUCGUUUUCUUAAAGGUCCCUGGUGAGGGAUCGCUUGGCCUCCUCUCCAAGCUCGUCCUCGAUCUCCCCGAACGCGAAUCUGAUCGAGGCCUGAUGGUCCGCCGUGGAUGCCUGCGUUGAACGCGUCCUCUCGUUGGCCUCAAGUAAGAUGCUUCAGAGCUUGGAUAGACUUCGUGCUAAGAUUAUCCGUAAACUGGAAUCUGGAACAGAACUUGCUGCAUUCUGUACACAAACACUAAUGGCCUUAGAAGUUUUUAUUCAUCCCUGAGCCCUUCCUAUAGUCAGACUUUGAGGUUUCCAAGAUCUCCGUACAUGAAGGUUUCGAAAAUACAUUCCACAACCGUCAGAAACAUGGCAUGCAUUCUUUUCUAACGGGCGACCAAGGAAGUAAUGAAUGAGAUGGAUGAUGAUGAUGAACUGUUGAGUGGCUGGCUUAGUGCUGAUGAAGACCAACCUGUUCAGUGUCUCAACACUUUUAUGAGAGAAAAACAUGUAGAAGUUGAUCCAGCCGGAGGUCAUUAGAUUACUGAAGGCGUUCAAGAACCAUCAAGAAUCCAUGAAGAGGAAAUAAUAUGCCCGAGCCAAGAGAAAAAUAUGUCUGAGACACACAAAUGGAAGACCCGAGUUCCAGAGCUAUUGUUAUGACUGUCGAUGACAAGGCAUCUCCAGAUGAAGGCGAUACCACUAUCCAAGAUGUUCCCAAGGAUGACUAUUGCUGGUUAAUGUUUAGUAAUUUGGAAGCCCCAGAUGCAUCUUAUGGCUGGGGCUGAUGCUUCUGAAAGCUUGUAAGUCUCUGAUAAGGGAAAGGAGCCGCUGCUUACCUGUGAUUCUGAUUCAGUGUCUCUUGAUUCACUACCAAAUAUUAUGGUUGCAGAUCCAGACACCAUCUAUAUCUCAAGGUGCUAUGUUCUGUUUUCAUCUUAAUUUACAGUUUUGUAGUUAACUUAAGAUGAUUUCAGAUGGAAGCAGAUAGAAUGUCUCAUCAUAAUCUCCCCUUAGCUGCAAUCUAUGGUUGAGUCUCCAAGAAAUGGGAGGAUCUGCACGCACAGAACAACAAUUUUGAGCUACUUUGUAAUGAAAUCCAAGUCCUUUCAGAGCUACGUGACGUGUUAUUUCUCCGUGUGGCAGAUCUCAACCGACUCUCUGAUUCCAACCGCCCCGUCUCCCUUCACGCGUGGUUCGAAAUUGGUCCUCCACGUGGCCUUUCCAAUCUGGCAUUCAAUCGUGGCUUGAAGUGCCGUUAUCCGCGUGGCAGAUCUCAACGAACUCUCGUAUCCACGUGUCAAGCUCGUCACCUCGCGCACCCGUCGAGGUCGCGUGCCGUAAACGUAGCAGCAAACCCGUCUCUCUCACUCCCUCUGCCCCCGUCGAUCCCCUAUUUAUUUUCCUCCCCAGCCAAAAACCCUAUCACCGGAUGCGUGAGAGAGAGACCACAUGACGGCGGCGAUCUCGAUGGUUGGGGAAGGGAAGGAAGAGAAGGGGCCGGAAGUGGAAGAGAGCGGCGGUGGCCGGCCGUUGGUCCACAGCCAGGUGCGAAGAAUACGGGAGGAGGACCUCCGGAUCGGCGACGGCACCGGCGAGGGGCUGAGCGCGAGGGAUCUUCGGAUCCCCGUUCCCCUCCACACCGCCGCCGCCGACGCCCUCCUCUGCUCCCGCUCGGCGCUGCCCUCCUCCCCUCUCCGCAAGAGCAAGGCCGCCUUUGGAUCAGCUUAGGUGGCGACGUGGAGGCAGGCCAAAGUUCUGGAAGUAAUUUUCUAAUUCUUUUUUUUUUUUUUUGGUAGUGUGUGUGUGUGUGUGUUUCCCUUCUUCAGCCUUCUUGCGGUCCAUUGUACAGGAGCAGUAUAUCUUAUAUUUGUAGACUGUAGAAUUGGUCAUAAGCAAACGUAUGAUUGAUUGCA